CUCUCUUUCUCUCUUUCUCUCUCUCGUGGCGACGAAGAGGAACGCGGCGCGCAGUACAGAGUGUAUUCUCGCUCGAUUGGCCGCCCAGUCGUGGUCGAGUCGAUCCAUCGUCGCGCUCGAUUUUCUUCGCGAUCCACAGUUAUAUUACUACUACUCUCUCUUUCUGCCUUUUUCCCUCCUUUUCUUUCUCUCUUUUACACGUAUACACACAGCCUUUCUGCUGUGUGCACGCACACACUAUCUAUCUAUAUAUUCUUUUUCUUCCUUUUCCACACUCGUUGUGGCAGGGUGUGCAAGUGGAACACGCAAGUUCAACACGCACUCGUUCCUUAUCUUCGAUACACUCCGCGUGCGUUCCUCUCAAAGUUCGGAUUAUUUUGGAAUUUAAUUGAGAAUGGUUAUUUUAAAAUAUGGGGGAAAGAGAUUAAAGUAAUUAGCGAAAUUUAAUAAUCAAAUAAUACGAGACUAACGUUGGUUUAUCUUCUCUUUCGUUUUAUUCAAGGUUGAGAAUAAUAUAAAGAAGAAGAAAGGAAAUAAGAUUAUAGAUAGACAAAGAGUUUUAAACGUAUAGAAGAAGAAGUAGAAGAAAGAAGAAGAAGAAGGAGAAGGAUUAGCAGUAGGAGGAAGAAGAUCAAGCCCUUGUGUCGAUGCGCGCGAGCGCAAGCGCGCUCAAUUCUUAAGGUCGACGACUGUAGGGGACUACUUACUACCGGUACUUUUCUUGCCCGCGAAACAUGCACGCGGUCAAAGUGGAAUAUACAGAAGAGGCCAACAUGAUGGACUCGGUCCCAACGGUAUCAUCCUCUUCGAGUACAACGACCGCAUCUCAACAGCAGCAGCAGCAACAACAAGGAGUACCGUUUGACGAGAACAGUUUUGAGCCUCAAACGAGAGCAAGAUCAAACACGUGGCCAUUACCCAGGCCCGAAGGAUACGUCGAAGGUAAUGUUGGAGUAGGUGGUGUUGGAGUAGGUGGUGCUGGUGCUAGUGGUGCUUGUGGUACUGGUGCACAAACUGGAAAUGACAUUGGCGAGGCUGGUACACCACCUCAACAGAGUACCCUAGGACAAGGUGCUGGGAGUGCUGCUUUAUUUCCCGUUAAGAAGAACUCUUCGAGAAGAAACGCAUGGGGUAAUCUCAGCUAUGCCGAUCUGAUCACUCAAGCGAUCACCAGUGCACCCGAACAAAGGCUCACUUUAUCCCAGAUUUACGAAUGGAUGGUCCAGAACGUUCACUAUUUCAAAGACAAGGGUGAUAGUAAUAGUAGCGCCGGUUGGAAGAAUUCCAUAAGACACAAUUUGUCGUUGCAUUGCAAAUUUAUGCGAGUACAGAACGAGGGUACUGGAAAGAGUUCAUGGUGGAUGAUCAAUCAUGACGCUAAGCCGGGAAAAUCACCUCGGCGUAGAGCAACGUCGAUGGAAACGAGCAAAUUUGAGAAAAGACGUGGCCGAGUAAAGAAGAAGGUCGAAGCAUUGAGAAAUGGAGUUUUGCAAGCUGAUGCUACACCAAGCCCAAGUAGCAGCGUCAGCGAGAGUUUGGACCUUUUCUCUGACAGUUCACUUCAUCCGAGUGGAUAUCAACUUUCACCGGACUUACGACCUCGAACAUCGAGCAACGCGUCCUCUUCGGGUCGAUUGAGUCCCAUUCCGGCAGGAAGCCAGAUUGGACGCGUCCUCGAGGAACCAGACUGGACGCCAACCUAUGCAUCUUCCUAUAGUCCGGAACAAUUAGAUACGAUCCUGGCUGGUAGCCUCGCGGAAACUAUGAAACUAGAGUCCUUUCAAAUGUAUCAGACAUCACCCCCAAAUCAUCAGCAACAAACUGGUCCACCGCCUUCUUAUUUCGAGACACAAUACCAAAGGACCACCAGUGCACUUCGUAACGCUGCAUCUUUUGGACUUCCACCUACGCCUCAGCCGAGAAACCAACAGAGUUGUCCGAUACAUCGUUUACAAGCUUGCGCUUGUCAGAACCUGAGUCCAGUUUCCGGAAUGUCACCGUCGUAUCAGCAAAGCGAACCAAGCCCAACGACACUCAGUACCAGUCAACAGCAAACGAUUCAAUAUAUGAUUCAAAAUCAACAACGGCAGCAACAACAACAACGACAACAGCAACAGCAGCAGCAACAACAGCAGCAGCAGCAGCAUCAGCAGCAGCAGCAGCAACAACAGCAAACACAAAAUGGACCACCUGGUUCGAGUCCACCGAACACCCCCACGUCAUGCGAAUCGACACCAAGUACAAUGAUGGGACAAUUAAUGGGUGCCCUAAACAACUCGGCUCUUCUCGACGAUCUCAACAUUAACAUCGAAACGUUGCACGGUGGAUUUGAUUGCAACGUCGAAGAGGUAAUAAAUCACGAAUUGUCGAUGGACGAAACGUUGGAUUUCAAUUUCCAACAAGGUGUAAUGGGUACUGCUGCGAUUCAAGUGAGCGACAGCAAUAUCGGGCAAAAUGGUCUCGUUACUCAAAACAAUGGCGUCGUCACGACAACCGGAAAUGCACCCGCGGGAGUUUACAUGAGCACCAAUGCAGCGACUCCCGCGGCACCACCUUCUUGGGUUCACUAGCAGUGGACCCCUCUGCCCUCGACACCACCUUUGUCCUUACCAAUUCCAUCGUCGGAUGGGUGGGAUAACUAUUGCGGGAUGUCAGAGGGACAACUCGACUGUCCGAUUGUCGAGGAUGCAAGGAUGGAUCGAGCACUUGUGAUAAGAUUUAGACAUAACUAUGUCAGACCACGACGAUACGCAUACUUCAAAAAUACAACUUUACGUUAGUGCAAUUGUGACGCAAUGAAUAAUUAACGGGAAGGGCGUGUCUAUCUCUUCAACCCUUAUCCUCUCUCACUCCUCUCCCUCAUUUUUUCCUACCUAGUCCUUUUCAUCCUCCUUCUCGUCCUAUUCAUUCUUCUCGAGAAGGAGGUUGGAUACUUCAAUAUGAAAAACAAAAAAUAAAUAAAUUAAAUAAAACAAUGAGAGAAUAGGUAAGAAGAAUAUGAAAAAUAAAGGACUAGUACUGGACAAGAUCGAUGAAAUAACAACGACAAAUUUAACAAAAGGAUAUUUACGAUUUCUCGAUCGAAAUCAGUAUCAUCGUAUUUUAUUAUCAUCGAUAUUAUAUGUUCGAUUAUUUUUACGAAGAGAUAGCCUUUUAUUUCGGAAAACAUUGUUCUUUAUUUCAGCUCGAUAUUGCUUUGGAUUUCUAUAUUAUUUUUUGUUGUUGUCUUUUUCUAAUUCUCCAUUCUUGAAGCAACGCGUAUUGCUGAUAAAAAUAUAAGGAAAUAUAUUUAUAAUAGAUGUAAUGCGUGGCACGGUGUCAAUUAAGAAAAAAAAGGAAUGUGAAGAUGAAGAAAAAAAAAUAAUUAGGAAGCGCGACAAUGUUUUCAAUUCAACUACUAUCUCCUCGCUUACUUCCCUCCCCCCCCUUAUCACCUACCGAUUUGCAUCGAUAUUUCGCCGUAUGUAAAAACGAUCUCUGUCAUUUGUUAAGGUAAACCUCAUAGUGUUCUAAGUGACGCACGCUAUAAAUAUAUACAUAAAUAAUUAAAUAUAUAUAUAU
Messenger RNA from Polistes canadensis, 3561 nucleotides. It is a transcript of the gene foxo, whose product is annotated as forkhead box protein O-like. The record is from RefSeq and is a predicted model, not a curated record. NCBI's taxonomy places the organism in Eukaryota, Metazoa, Arthropoda, Insecta, Hymenoptera, Vespidae. Gene Ontology annotation, biological process: regulation of transcription by RNA polymerase II. The transcript is spliced from 8 exons. Bases 735 to 2570 code for a protein of 611 amino acids. Gene Ontology annotation, cellular component: nucleus. Gene Ontology annotation, molecular function: RNA polymerase II cis-regulatory region sequence-specific DNA binding; DNA-binding transcription factor activity, RNA polymerase II-specific.